Messenger RNA from Xenopus tropicalis (tropical clawed frog), 612 nucleotides. RefSeq names its product hemoglobin subunit delta (gene hbd). Gene Ontology annotation, biological process: oxygen transport. NCBI's taxonomy places the organism in Eukaryota, Metazoa, Chordata, Amphibia, Anura, Pipidae. Gene Ontology annotation, cellular component: hemoglobin complex. The record is from RefSeq and is marked provisional. Gene Ontology annotation, molecular function: heme binding; oxygen binding.
AGAAGCCUCUUACUUCUCAUAUUAGAAGUCUUAGCAGUUACUUCCACCUACCGCCACCAUGGUCCACCUAUCAGCUGAUGAGAAAUCCGCCAUUAAUGCUGUAUGGCAGAAGGUCGAUAUUGAAAAAGAUGGCCAUGAAGCCCUCACCAGGCUGCUGGUUGUGUAUCCCUGGACCCAAAGGUAUUUCAGCAGCUUUGGAAACCUCUCCAAUGUGACUGCCAUCUCUGGAAAUGCCAAGGUUCAUGGCCAUGGCAAGAAGGUUUUGUCUGCUGUUGAUGAAGCCAUCCACCAUAUAGAUGAUAUCAAGCACUUCCUUUCCGCUCUCAGCAAAAAACACGCUCAGGAACUUCAUGUGGACCCUGAAAACUUCAAGCGCCUUGCUGAUGUGUUGGCUAUUGUUGUGGCUGGUAAACUGGGAACUGCCUUCACUCCUCAAGUCCAAGCUGCCUGGGAGAAGUUCAGUGCUGGACUGGUGGCUGCUCUUAGCCAUGGCUACUUCUAAAGUAUUUAGUUCACUGCAGAGUCCACCAACUGCUCAUCUGUGACAAAGAGAUAUCUCACAAUAAGUGCAUUUCUUAUUGUCAAUAAAGAUUUCUUGUCAAACUGCGAAAA